GCCGCGGAGGGACGUGAUUGGCGGAGGGGCGGGAGGGGGCGUGCCGGGGGCGGGGCCUCCCCUCCCCUGCCCGUCGGCGGGAGGGAGCGGCUGCGGCGGGCGCGGGGCCGCCAUGAGGUAGGCAGGAGCCCCCCUUGGCCGAGUGAGGCAGCAUGGCAAUGUUCUUGGGGGCCAGGAAUGCCCACUCGCUCCUGAAACGCUUUCCCAGAGCCAAUGGCUUCCUGGAGGAGAUCCGGCAGGGCACCAUCGAGCGGGAGUGCAUCGAGGAGGUCUGCAGCUAUGAGGAGGUCAAGGAGGUGUUUGAGAACAAGGAGAAGACGAUGGAGUUCUGGAAGGGCUACACCAGCUCUGUGUACUCUGUCAAGGACCCCGGGCACAGCACGGAGCGCUCCGACGCCAUGUACGUGGUGGUGCCCCUCUUGGGAGUGGCUCUUCUCAUAGUCAUCGCCCUCUUCAUCAUCUGGAGGUGCCAGCUGCAGAAGGCCACCCGCCACCGCCCCUCCUACGCCCAGAACCGUUACCUGGCCAGCCGGACGGGCCGCAGCCUGCCCAGGGUCAUGGUGUACCGCGAGCGCUCGCAGAGCCAGGGGGAGACCCAGUGCCAGCGGGAGGGCAGCAGCCGGGGCGCUGGGGACGCCAGAGCCGCGGGCACCCCCCAGCCAGACGGCACCCUGUGCCCGCCAGAGCAUUCUGUCUCCGUCCUCUCCAGACUGUCCAGUGCCACUCCCCCGCCGUCCUACGAGGAGGUGACGGGGCACCCCGAGAGCAGCAGCAGCGGCGAGGAGACCAGCGUCUCCUACAACGAGCCUCCGCCCAAGUACGAAGAGAUCGUGGCCACGGCCCCUGCCGCGGGCAAAUAGCGGGUGUGCCUCCCUCCUGCCUCUGCACACUCCCACACUCACCCAGCCACCCUCCCCUCGCCAUGCCUGGGACUCCCUUCUGGUGUUCGUCAGGCUCCAUUUCACCUGUACAAUCUGGUGCCAUCACACAAUAGCCUUACCCUCCUAACCAAAAAUAGCUGUCCCCAGGUGGGGUGAGGCAGGGCUGUGGGAUGGCUCUGGAGCCAGCCAGCCAUCUCCUGCCCCUCACUCCCCACUCACGUAAGUGCUGUAGCAGCCAGAGCAGAGCAGCAGCUUGUUCCUGGCUCAGCCUGGGGGUCUCCCCAUGGUGCAUUUGAUUUCCUCACUUCCCCCUCAAACAGACAUAACAUUUCCCAUGAUUAGAGCAGCCUUGCUGCCUCCCUGGGCUGCUGCUCGGCCUCACCCCAUGUUCUGGGCCCUGUUCUACUGCUCAGGGCUCUGAUUAGGUGAUGGAGAUGCAGGAUUGGUGUGGCAAAUUUUUGUCCAUCCCUGCAGUUGGUGGGGCCAGCUCUGUGGGGACAUGGUGCUUCCCCCGUGUGGAUUUGUUGCCAAGUGGGAGUGGGGAGCCCGGUCCACACUGUGGUGCCUGUAGGGAUAUUUGCUGUGUGAUCAGGGAGGAGCAGCUAGAAGGUGCUCUCUGGUCUCCUAGAUCUCUUUGGAAAAGGAGAAAGGGCUCGUGGUGGUUUUGUACUUGAGGUAAGUGAGUUUGGAGUAGCAGGACCUUCUCCUGAUGCUCUCUGCUCUCCCCUGUGGGUGCUGAGCAGCUGGGGGUCUGGUGCUGCAGAGCUGGCCAAGGGGGUCCUCUCUGACCCCGAGUAACUGUGGUCUCAUGGCUUUAAGUGAUGGGGAUUCACCUCUCUCCUGGGCGUGGCCUACCUGGUGUCUGCCCCAGAGGAGAGAGCCUGCAGACAGGCCAAACCUCCCCUCUCCCUACCCCAAACCCCUCUGCCCUGCCUGGCUCCUCUCUUUGGGGCUCUGUCCUCCAGAGCAGGUACAGUGGAAUGCAGGACCCCACUCGGGGUGACCUCUUGGGUGGGCUGAGUGUUUGGGGUCCAGGGCUGUGCCCUGCAAGUCCUGCUGGCAGGGGCAGGAGCCACAAGGCCAUGCCUUGGCAGUCAGGAGCAGGGCCCAGCCUGCUCAGGUGGGUGUGUUGCCAGGGCAGGGCAGAGCCAGGUGCUCUGCUGUGGGAUCAGUGUCCCCUUUCCCUGGGCAGCUGCCUGUAGGGUCCAGGCACCAGGGCUGUCCUUCCCCAGUCGUGUCUGAUGGAUUAACACAAGGGUUGUGCUCCAACCCCCCAGAAGCUCCCAGCACUGCCACCACCCGGUGCUCACCCAGCACCAGCCUCUCCACCAGCACCAAAAGGCUAUUGUCCAUCCACCCGUGGCCUGCAUCCCGCCCGGCCCCAGCCAUGCCCUCGCAGCUGGUGCCCUCAGCCCAGAGCUGAGGCUUGCCCAGCGUGGCUGCUCCUGGGGCAGGACGUGCUGGCACCUCGGCUGUCCCCUCCCCAGCCUCAGCAGGUCGGGGUUAUGGGGAGAGCUGACAGAGAGCUCAGGGCCAGAGCUAGAGAACACCGGAGGGAGACACAAGGGUGCUCUGCAUCCUCUGUCUUUGAUGCUCGGUCAUUAUCCCUGCAGUUUGUAUUCUGUAAAACUUGGUAUAUUUCUGUGCAAAAAAAAAAAAAAAAGGUAUUUAUUAAAAAACCCUCACUGUC
This is a messenger RNA of Passer domesticus (house sparrow), 2571 nucleotides long. RefSeq names its product proline rich and Gla domain 3 (gene PRRG3). Lineage: Eukaryota; Metazoa; Chordata; Aves; Passeriformes; Passeridae. Bases 153 to 860 code for a protein of 235 amino acids. The transcript is spliced from 4 exons. The record is from RefSeq and is a predicted model, not a curated record. Gene Ontology annotation, cellular component: extracellular region. Gene Ontology annotation, molecular function: calcium ion binding.